CCUUAAAAACCGUCAUGCAGAAAUUUGACCCGGAGAAAUUGGAUAUGGCAUUAUUUCUUACCUUGUUUCAGCGACAAGCUAAAAAGGCACAAAUAGAUGAAGGAGAUUGGGUUACUCAACUUUUGGCAUUAUUGCCAGUUGAAAUAGCCGAAAUCAUCAUUAGGGAGCCUGAAGAAAGGGCUGAUGACUUUGAAUAUGUAAAAAAAUUGCUAUUAGAUAGGUUCAAACUAAGCCCCGAGGCAUUUAGAACAAAAUUCAUUCAACAUCAGAGGCGCCCCGGAGCGUUGUGGAAGGAUUUAAUAUUUGAAUUACGGAGUUACCUCGAAGGUUGGUUGGAGGGUGUACAAAUUACGGAUUUUGAAGCCCUGAAAAAACUUAUGCUAACAGAUCAAAUCAAAAGGCGAGUCCCCGGAGAAAUUAAAGAGGGUCUAAUAGAUUCCUGGGUGAAGUUUAUUGACCCAGAAUCUCUAGCUAACAAACUUGAUGAAUAUGAAGCCGUUAGAAAACCAUUACGCAAAAAUAUAACUCAUAAAAGUCCCAUAUAAAAAUGGAAUGAAAAACCUAGAGAAGUAGAGAAAAAUCGGCCUGAAUCUAAAGAUCAAAGAGAUAAAGAAUUAAAUUGGAGGGAUAGAAGCUAUCCAGAUUCAAGAGAAAAUAGAACUAAAUUCUU
Molecule: messenger RNA, 670 nt
Organism: Parasteatoda tepidariorum (common house spider)
Lineage: Eukaryota; Metazoa; Arthropoda; Arachnida; Araneae; Theridiidae
Source: RefSeq, a predicted model, not a curated record